UAACAUAGAAUUAAGAUAAAAUAAAAAUAUAAAUACGACUCCUGUCGAUAGUUAUAUUAAAAUGGUAAAAGUUAGAUUAGUAAAAUUACGCUAUUACCUUCCUCCAGGUGUUCGGAGUGCUCUCGAGAUCGUGUAUUUGAGAAUUAGAUCAAAUACACCGUACAAUAUAAUUUUAUGGAAAAAAGCACAUAGAAUGUAUUAACUGCAAUCAACAUAAAAUAUUAUAUUAUAUGCCUUACCUGAUUCGCAGUUGUUUGUAGAUAAUAUUGUAGGAGUUUUAGGUUUUAGAUAAAACAAAGUAAUACUUCAAAUACACAAAUUGAAUUAACGAACGCACUGAUUAUUGCUUGCAUAAGAGGUCCAGUUGUCGCUCGUUGAAAUCGGUUUCUUUGGUACUUGAGAGGUUGUUACUCUGGUGGUUGGUGCUCAUGCACUGAUUUAAGGGACGGACGCGAGGAUGCUGACCAGAGAGUGGUGGGUGGCUUUGUCACUAAAUUAUUGUGGGCCUGGGAACUAGAUUGUUCUUUGGCGUCAGCAUAAAAUAAUGUCACACACAUCCUACGUAAUAUUGUUAUGAGUGCGUGUCGAUAUCUUAGUUGUCGUUGUUAAUGUUUUUAUUUGAUGCGACCGAUUUCUACAAGCGACAGUCUGGAUGUUGUUUAUUAUUCUGUAAAAUUUUAGUUUAUUAUAAUGGUGUGUGAGCAUAUCAUUACAACAUCCCAUUGCCAAAAAAGUUACCUAACGAUGAUGAUGGUGUAGAACAACCAUUUGUGAUAGUUGGAGACGAGGCAUUUGCCUUGCAUGAAAACUUACUCAGGCCUUACCCUAGAAAAAAUUUAGAUUUGAAGAAAAAAAUAUUUAAUAUGAGACUCACUCGAGCUAGACGUUAUGUGGAAUGCACGUUUGGAAUUCUAGCGAACAAGUGGAGAGUUUUUCAUACGCCUAUUUUAGUUGAACCUGAGUUUGCUACAUUGAUAGUAAAAGCAGCAUGUGUUAUUCACAAUUUUGUUCGUCGUCGAGAUGGUGUAGAAUAUGAAGAUACACUUCACUGUGCAUUUGAAUCUAUUAGUUCUGAAACUAACCUUGCCAGAGGGUCAACAAUUAGUGCAAGAGAUGUCCGAGAUUACUUCGCUACAUACUUUGAUAGCCAAAAAGGAAAAUUAUAUUGGCAGUACAAUGCAGUACAGUACACUAAUAUCUACAAUAAUACCUAUAUUGUUUAGCAGUACUUAUUUUAAAUUUCAAAUACUAACUUACAUUUUUCUUUUUAAAUUUUAAAUUUUAAAUGAACUGUAUUUAGAUAAAGAUGUCGAAAAAACAAAAGUAUGUAUUUAAUUUAAUCGUUUUUAUUUUUUGCAGGUUAUAUAUCUAUUACUUCCUACACAUUUGUUUUGUAUUAACCAUAGCAGUUGCAAAGACAUUUAAUAUACACUAAAAUAUAUUUGUUAUUAAAAAUUAUGAAUCCAUGCAUAUUCAAUUACAGAUUUGAAUUAAAUAAUUUCUAUUAAAUAAUUAAUGUAAUAUAAAUUAGGAUUCAGAUAUUUAUGCAAUUAAAAUUAUUGUUAUACUUAAUAUGCAUUUAUGCACUAAAAAAUUACCAAAUAUGCAUUCGAAAUAUACACUAAAAAUUAUGAAAUAUACAUUUUAAGCUAAAAACACAGCAAAAUAUGCACAGGAAAUUAAUUUUUAUAUUACAUAUUAGUUUAUGUACUAACUAUGUUAAUACGUGGUAAACUGUAUUAGUUAUGUUAUACACAAAUGAAAAAAAAAAAUAAACUCGGUGAAAUUAAUUUUAUAGUUGGUUUAAAUAGUUCGAUUGUUUAAAUUGCUUUUAGAAAAAAAGUUAGAAAAUGUACUGAAAUAUUUUUUAAAUUCCAAAAUAUGCAUUUCAAAUACAAUACUAUAAAAUAUGCAAAAUAACAAUUGAAUUGGUUGAUACAGUAGAACAUGAAUCAAAUUUGUAUGCAAGUCAGCAUUAAACUAAAUAAAUAGAUAAAUAAAUAUAUAUGCAAUUUCAUAAACAUGAAAUAAACCCUGAAUAUAAUUAUUUUAAUAAUAAAUAUUACUCACUAUAGUCAUCUUUUUCUUUUUGAUUAAGUCCAGUCCAGUUUUCAUUUAUACCUUCGGCUACCACAAUCCAUUCUUGUGUUUUUUUGUCUCGGAGUCUGUAUUCUUCACUGGAAGUGUCCCAAAUGCAUGGUCUAUUUUGUAUUUCGGCUAUUAAUCUCUCACAAUCGAUAGCCAUAUUAUUCAUAUUUUUGGUCAUACUAACGGAAAGACAGACGAAACAAUAAUAAUCCAGUCUUACAAAAUAGAUGUCCUUCUCGUACCCCGAUGAAAACUAAUAAUAAUAUUAAUAUAUAGUAAACCCCAUCGAUGUUGUAAAACAAAUGAAAGUAAUGUUGGCAAUGAAUGCUUCGUUUAGCUUUUAUAUGUUUCACAGAGGUACAAAUUUUGGAUUCACAUCAGGAGCGAAUACAAAUGACACCAAAGAAAGUAUUGGAUACUUACCACAGUUGACCUCAUACGAUUAUAAUGCUCCGUUGGAUGAAGCUGGAGACCCUACUGAAAGGUAUUUCAAAAUUAAACGGACACUUGAAGAAGCCAAAUAUGCUGUGACAAACGAGAUAUCACCAAAUCCCGCACCCAAAGGUGCCUAUGGAAAAUUCUAUUUAAGACCUUUGGUUAGCAUAUUUGAAAAGGUUUCUCAACGUAUUAAACCAGUGAUCAGUGAUAUGUUCCUUUACCGUUUGAGGACUUAGAUAUUAACACUGGUUUUGUAAUGAAUGAAACAACAUUAACAGAUGAUCAAAAAAAUGUUGAAAAUCCAGUAAACCUAACUGUGAACACGGUUAGAGAUCGAGCAAUCAUUUACCUGGAUCAAGUACAAGUGGGUACUAUGAAUCGGUUGAAAGCUAAUACUACAAUAAGCUUAAACAUUAACCGUACUGUUCAAAACCUAAGCAUUUUAAUUGAGAAUCAGGGAAGGAUUAAUUUUGAAGACUUUAUUGAAGAUAGGAAGGGAAUUUUUGAUCAAGUGAUUCUCGGAAAUAAAAUAUUAAGUCCUUGGAAAAUGACUGCAUAUACUUUGAAUGAUACAUCAUGGAUUUCUUCAAUCAAAUCAGUUGAAAACAUCAACAGUGUUAAAUUACCAGCAUUUUAUAAAACACAGUUUACAUUACCAGUUAACUAUACAAAAUGUUUAGACACCUAUUUGGACACUUCAUGCUGGACAAAGGAUGUAGUGUUUUUAAACAAUGUAAACCUUGGUCGGUAUUGGCCACUUGGUGGACCUCAAGUUACACUUUAUGUGCCAGCUCCUUUUUUAAAACCAUCACCUUAUGUCAAUACACUAGUGAUAUUAGAACUUGAAGGUACAUCUCAAGAUUUGUCCGUGAAAUUUGUGGAUAAACCUAUUCUUGGUGGUCCUAUAAUGACAUAGAUAAAA
Molecule: messenger RNA, 3448 nt
Organism: Metopolophium dirhodum (rose-grain aphid)
Lineage: Eukaryota; Metazoa; Arthropoda; Insecta; Hemiptera; Aphididae
Product: beta-galactosidase-like
Exons: 5
Coding region: 2783-3442 (219 amino acids)
Biological process (GO): carbohydrate metabolic process
Cellular component (GO): vacuole
Molecular function (GO): beta-galactosidase activity
Source: RefSeq, a predicted model, not a curated record